Aureobasidium musti is the source of this 1155-nucleotide messenger RNA. The record is from the annotation of a GenBank genome assembly. NCBI's taxonomy places the organism in Eukaryota, Fungi, Ascomycota, Dothideomycetes, Dothideales, Saccotheciaceae.
AUGCCUACAGACCCUCCAUCAAAGAGACGGAAGACAUCCAAUGCUAGUCUGGUCUUUAAUAUACCGGAAGUUCACGCUGCCUACGUCGAAUGGGCAAUUGCCCGAGGAAUUGAGAUCCAUGGAGUUACACCCGCCGUGCUUCCUGGUAGAGGUGUCGGCCUGUUGGCAAAAGAAGAUAUAAAGAAAGAUGAUGUGCUGUUCUUUGUGCCGGANAAAGCCAUGAUCAAACCUGAGAUGGCAACACUCCGCAAGCACAAAUUGACGAAACUAUCUUCGCAGGCUCAACUAGCCGCACAUCUCACUCUGGAAUGGAAGAGCCAAUCUUCCACGUACGUCGCUUCGAGACCUGCUUGGCCAAAACCUGAAGAUUUUACUUCUUGCAUGCUUGCUUGGUCUCCGAAGGAUGAACUGGAAGAUGUGUUACGCAAAUGGGCUCCACCGAGUGUACAAAAACCACUGGACCGCAUGCUGUCAGACUUGAAGCGAGACAUUGAUUCUGUAGAACACAUGCACGCUCCCGACGAUGAAGCAUUCAAGCGUGAGUUUCUCUACCAUUGGAUGCUCGUCAAUACACGCAGUUUCCACUGGAAGCCCCAAGGCGUCAGCCAAGGUGCCAUGAUUAUGAAUCCUGCAUUGGACUACAUGAACCACUGUCCGAACGGUCAAGGUUGUGAAGUCACGAUGUCGCCACAAGGCUAUGAACUGAAAGCAAACCGAAACUAUGAUGGAUUCAUCCUUCCCGAUACCAGCCUAGAUGACGACGAGAUCCGUCUGGACCACGUAUUACUGUCCCGCUUGACCGAGACCCAACAAAGCGCUCUGCAAGAUGUGGGCUUCCUUGGUGGCUAUGCGUUGUUACCAAGCUCUGGUGAAUUGUGCUUCAAGACGCAGGUUGCCGUGCGCUCGGUACUCCUUACAGCCAACGAGUGGGAGCACUUCAUGGGUUCCGGAGAGGACCUCGCAGACGACAAAGAGGACGAAGUUCUCGAUUGGCUGAGACCCUCUCUUGAAUCUUACACCGAAGAAGCUAAAGAAGCUAUUGCGUCCCUGAAAGCGCUUGCAGAAGAGAAAACAGGCGAUCUUGCAAACAAGCUCAAACUCCUCCAAGCCAGAUGGGAACAGAUCUUGACUGGGCUUGAGGACUUCCUGGACUAA